CGCACGCACAUUGUCCGGGCGGCGGCGGCGGCACGGAGCGCCCCGGCGCCCGGUGCCAAUGCGGGGCGGGCGCGGCACGCCGGGGGAGCCUCCGCCACCGCGGUGGAAACUUCACCUCGCCGCCGGUCCGACGCACGGCUGAGCGCGGCGGGAAGCCCCGGGCGGUGGAGGGGCGGGGGGGGGAUCGCUCGAUUCGGUGGUCGAGUUUGUUUUUUUUUUCCCCCGGAGAGGAGGGAAAAAAAAACCAACAACCCAAACCCAAACCAAACGCAAAACAGCGCUAUUCCACCGCAAACUUCCGCCGCCCUCCGCAGGACGCGCAUCCCGCCCGGGGGGACUUGAGCCAUCCCCAGAGCCGAGGACCCUAUUUCUCUGCAGGGCCAGUUAGCCAUCCAAAGGGUGGUGGUGCUCCUGGAGGCCCUGAGCUGGGGUCAGCUGGAAGAUGACCGAGUACAAGCUGGUAGUAGUGGGAGCUGGAGGCGUUGGGAAGAGCGCUUUGACAAUACAGCUCAUUCAGAAUCAUUUUGUUGAUGAGUACGACCCCACAAUAGAGGAUUCCUACAGAAAGCAAGUCGUCAUCGAUGGAGAGACCUGUUUGCUGGACAUCCUGGAUACAGCAGGACAAGAGGAGUACAGUGCCAUGCGAGACCAGUACAUGAGAACGGGGGAAGGAUUCCUGUGCGUCUUUGCCAUUAACAACACCAAGUCCUUUGAGGACAUCCACCAGUACAGGGAGCAGAUCAAGAGGGUGAAAGACUCAGAUGAUGUUCCCAUGGUGCUGGUGGGAAAUAAAUGUGACCUGCCAGCACGGACAGUGGAGACCCGGCAAGCGCAGGACCUGGCCCGGAGUUAUGGGAUCCCCUACAUAGAAACGUCGGCCAAAACCAGACAGGGCGUUGAAGAUGCCUUCUAUACCUUAGUGCGGGAGAUCCGUCAGCAUAAACUGCGCAAGCUGAACCCACCAGAUGAGAGUGGCCCUGGCUGCAUGAACUGUAAAUGCGUGAUAUCGUGACUAUGCUGACUGGACCCUGACUUGGAGAGAUGUCCAUGUGCAGAGCACAAGGAAAGAGGUGAUGCGAAGGAAGAAACAAAUGGAUUCAGGGGAGGAGUGGAGGGGGAGGGAGAGAGGAGGAAGAGGACGGGAGGAGUGCCAGCCCCUCCAAGGACUAUCUCGCACUUCACCCAGGCCGGCAGCAGACGACUUUCGGUUCUUUCCCCAUCCCCUCCUCCUUUGGCCUCCUCCCACCCCGGCAACUGUACAAAGCUACAGAUUGAAUCACAGUAAAUUAUUAUUUGAUGGUCUCGA
This is a messenger RNA of Phasianus colchicus (ring-necked pheasant), 1306 nucleotides long. Lineage: Eukaryota; Metazoa; Chordata; Aves; Galliformes; Phasianidae. The record is from RefSeq and is a predicted model, not a curated record.